AUGCAGCACCAUGUUAUAUCACAGAGGAUGGUUAAAAUUUAUAUCAAUUGUCCUCUCCAGUUGAAAGUUUCAGACAAACACAAAAUUGUCAGCGGAAAAUUACAUGAAAACCUAACAGUAAACGUACCUGUGUAUGGCUAUCCUCUACCCAUCAAGUUCCGAGUUUCUAAAAACGGUAUAACCUCAAUAUUUGGCAGAGACGCUGAUUUCAACGACAGUGUAGGAUUACAGCCAUUCUUCAUCAGUUAUCGUGAACAGCUACCACCAAAUAUUGAUAUAUUUAUCGCAUUUCACAAUUUACGCGAAGAAGAUUUUACUCAUUACAGCUUUGACAUUUAUAAUGGAUUUGAAACUAGUCUUGCGUUCAAACUUAUUAUUAAUGAAGUUGAACUUACUACCUAUGCUGAUGUCAUCAUGUUUUCUUGUAUAGCAGCUGGUGUGGGUCUUAUUGUAGCGGCUAUUUUACUUUCUCGCGCGCUGCAUAACAAAAAUAAGAAAAGGAAAAAACUUAAAGUAAUGCUUACCAAGGAUAACAGAAAUAAAAAUAGGUCAAAAGAGGAUGAUGAUAAUGCAUAUAUAGAUGUUAUCGAAGAAGUUGAUAUGAGACUUGUAUCAUCAUGUGAACCAUCAGAAGAGGGGACACCAUGGACACACACCAGCCACCUUGAUCUCACUACUCAACCAGACAGUGUAUUUAGCUGGAGCCUUAAUCAGGAGCAUGUCUCAGAAUGUUCAGCCAACUCCAACUGUUUGAACAGUGCCUUCAAAGACUGGUUCCAGAGUUCUGUACAGAGUGAUGGGAGGUCAGUGACGGUCAACUUGACCAUUUUUAACACCACACGGUGGCCGGAUGUAAAGAAUGCUGACGGUGUUUGGUCAUUGGGGAUGUCACAGGUUGACAUUUACACAGCUGAUGUCAUUUUCACCUGUCAUCUGAAGGUUUACUACAAACCAAGGGAUGUGACCUGUACUGUUGAAGCAAAGAAGAAUGAGUUACAUAUACAGUGUACAACAGUCAAAGUCUACCCAGCUGCUAAGUGUUUUUUCUCAAUGAUCAUUGAUGGGAACCCAGUUCACCAGCUGUACACUGUAACAUACAGACACACCCAGCUACCUGGGUCACCUGGGACCCCUGAGUACUUCAGCACUCAGUGCUCCAUCACUGUACCAGUUGUAGCAGAAGGUCAUUAUGAAUUGAGGGUCACUGUAUAUCCCAAUGUUACAGACAGGGACAAAGAUGGUACAUAUGGCGAGAAUACAACAGUGAUACUUAAUUUAGUUUGCAUUAUAUGA
Messenger RNA from Physella acuta, 1293 nucleotides. RefSeq lists its product as uncharacterized. The record is from RefSeq and is a predicted model, not a curated record. NCBI's taxonomy places the organism in Eukaryota, Metazoa, Mollusca, Gastropoda, Physidae.